GACAAACGUCGAGAUCUUGGCUAUUUAGUCAUAAAGAUAAGUCUUCAAAUUAAACUUAAGAGGAUUUUAUUCGCUAGGUACUUCAGAAAAGCUCAAGCUGAGUUCAGUCUGAGACCUAAAAUGUGGAUCUUAUUGUGUUAACGGAAUAUGUUUGUAAAUUAACAGAAUGCAUGCCGACAGCAGGCACGCCACAAACUAUUUAAUGCUUUUUUUCAAAGGUUUCCUUUGCUCAUUUCAAAGUAAAAUUGUGGAGAUGACAUAAUACUUUUCAACAGACUUAGCUUUUUUGCUCACUAUCGGGCUCAGUAUAUUAACGUGUUUACAGUUUUUCGCGCCGCGUGGGUUGAGGUAAUUUGGUAACCAGGUUCCAUUAGGAAAAUAUCAUUAAUAUUCGAUGAACUGUAUGACAUUUAAUUCUCUCGGCACACGCUGCAAAAAAUCAUCCUAGUUAAAGCCCUGUCCUUUACCACAAUUUUAUCAAAUUUACUACCAAAAUGAUUGUCUUCAACUUUUUGCUUCUUCUAACAAGCACAAUAUCAGUUUGCGGCUCUCACGCUAACAGCCAAAACCAGUUCUGGUGCAACUUAACUGGAGUGGAAAGAUGCGUUAGCAACGUAACUGAAUGCAACUGUUCUUUACCAAACCAGACUUACUGUCCAUCUAGCAACUCGUGCCAGGCCUCACAAACUUACAAUGAGAGUUUGUGUCGGAGUAACGUAAGCUGCGCUGUAGAGCCUACUACAGUGACUGUAUCUUCUUCUUCUUCAUCAUCAUCAUCUUCUUCUUCUUCUGUACACGGUUCGACAGCUGCAGGUGGUGCAGGGUCCAUAGUGUCGACAGCUAGCUCUCUGGCGUCUGCGAGCUCGAGUAAAACAACUGAUGGUCACGUGUCAAUUACACCAGCUUCCACCACUUUCCAUUCACUAGACACGGACUACACACCAAUCAUAAUCAGCAUUGCUGCUGGAUUUGCGUGUUUUAUUGUGUAUGUCUGCUUUAUGUGUAUUGUUCAUUCAUGGUGGCUAAAGAGGAACAAGUUCACCGGGGUAAACAGCACACCUCUGAAGGACAUAGAAAAGAGGAAGAGGAAAGAAGAGUUAAGAGAAUUGAGACGGCAAAGAAUAGAAAGAGAAGCAAGGGAGCCGUCAAAAUUUGAUAUGGGAUACAGAAAACCUCAAAAAGUGAACGAGCGCGCCUUGGCCAAUUACGAUUGGACAAGAACUUCGUAUUUACCAGGAAUGCUCGAGCCCUCGAGCAGCCAGCCAAAUCCCGCGGUAAUCACUCCAAAACUCAUCUGUGAUGAUGAAGACACUGAUUUGGACAACCCAAAUGAAUUAGGCGAUGAAAACAAGGGUUACGAAUCAGGCCAGGAACACGAAGACGACACUCGCAAGUUAACAACACCAGCGUCUUUGUUCUCGCCAAUUGAAGUGGAACCAAAAGAGCCAGUUAUGGUUGAGCCAGAGAUCUUUGAGAGCAUGGAAGAGAUCCCGCGCCCUCCCCCUGACGGGGAUGUUGUAGACCGUGAUUCGCAUUCGCAGGAUUAUUUUAAUAUGAUGGGGAGAUUUUGAAAGACAAUUUAUCAGAUCUGGUACGGGUCAAUGAACCGAACCGGCUCUAAAAACAUUGCCAGACAAAUUAAAUACUUAGAAAAUAGUUAUAACUUGAAAUUUACAACAACUUGUUGUAAAUGUGUGUUUUAUCCCAGCAUGUGCUAAUUCAAAUCAGUGUGGUUUAUAUGAAAUAUCCAAGUCUACAGAAGAGAAAUUUUGUUUGAAUCACUGAAUUUUAAUAUUGCAACUGUGAUUGACCUCAAGUAGACAUUUCUUCGAUUCAGUCUAAAGUUUUUCAAAUAACGAGUAUUAGCUGUAAACUAGACCCAAGACGCUCGCAAGAUAUUGUGAAGCUAAAAUUUGGGAGGAUACAACUGACAAUCAAGUUAACCACGUAUGUUUGAGUUUUGGAAGUAGAUACAAAUAUAUAAACAACUGUAAACUUGAUCUGUCGUGUUUUAAUGAAGGCAUGUUGGAAAUAUUUUCAGUAUAGGAUCAUAUAGUAACAGUUGAAAUUAUACAACUUACAAUUAAGCAAUACAUUUCCCACUUAAGCCUCCAAGAGAUAUGAUCCAUCAUUCAGAUAACAUGAAAAGACUUACGUUUGUAGACUUAAGGGAGUAAAGAUCUUUGAAAUAAGUAGUUUUCAUUUCGUAUGCUAAAGUUAUUUUUAGGAAAGAAUCAUGACUAGUUGUUUAAGUAAACAACAUAAAUAAACUGUGCAAAUAAAGUUUCAGGCUGGCAACAAAAGUUAUCUCAAUUCAGAUAAAAAUGACAAGGAGAAGCCAAGUAUUUAGUGAUUUACCUGAUGCGUAUAGUUUUCCGAGUUUAUCAACGGGUAAACACGGUCAUUGCUGUUAUUAGGACAGGUUUCGGAAGUUCUUGCAGCCUGAUUCUCAAUGGGGAAAGUUCUAAGACCGGCCUUAACCGUUAAUAGCAUUUUCAAUGAAUAAAUAAAAGCUGCAAAACUUUUGGAGCAUUUAUCUGA
This is a messenger RNA of Orbicella faveolata, 2541 nucleotides long. RefSeq lists its product as uncharacterized. The record is from RefSeq and is a predicted model, not a curated record. Gene Ontology annotation, molecular function: calcium ion binding. Lineage: Eukaryota; Metazoa; Cnidaria; Anthozoa; Scleractinia; Merulinidae.